AUGGAGAGCUCGCUUCGAAACAUACUCCAUUCCAACGAAGCAGAUUUCGACCCUCAAUUUCGACCUCGUGGCCCUUUAUCAGUCCCUGAUCAAGCGAGCGCCUCUUCGUUUGAACCACUAGAGGCUGACAACGCCUUGCCUGAGUCUAAGAAGCGAGCUGCUACGCGGAUCAAGUCCUCAUAUCCGCGGAAGAGAGCUAUACAAGCUUGCCAGAAGUGCCGUGUUCGGAGAACCAAAUGUAAUAACGAGAGACCAUCAUGCUCAAGUUGUUUGGCCAUUGGCGCCGAAUGCACCUACACGGAAGGCGACCACUCUAGCUUCGAUUCUGCAAGCCUGGCAAUAUUGGACAAAUUGAACACGAUCGAAGAGCUCCUACGAAAAGGAAAUGGGCAGGAUCAUGCUGUCCCGCCUCCACCAAGCAGUCUUGGAGACGAAAGCCGGGGAGCCUUGUCUCGGCUCAAGACCUUGAACUCACCCAGCCUAGAGAGAACGAAAGACCCCACUCCUUGCCAUAUGAACAUUGAAGGGGUUCUGUCAUGGUCUGUCUUUGAUGAUUUGAAUCCAAAUCUCGAUCUCAAAUCGCUUCUCAAUACAACCGAGGAUGGCCCUCAAGGAGGUUUGUUCAUGGCGACGGAAUUUGAUGAGCAUUUCUCUGAAGAGACGCUGGUCGCUCGCUUCAUGGAUAAUGUGUUCAUUUAUAAUCCAGUACUCGAGGAAGCAAAGAUUCAACGAUAUAUGCGUGAUGCCCGCUUCAAUGGCAUAGGCUGGGAUGCGCAAUCAUGUCUAUUGCUCCUCAUAUAUGCCCAUGGAUCAGCUGUGGCGGCAUUUGAUGGCGGUCACCAACCUGAUGCAUCGUCAUUCCGAAGCAGUCUGCAGUUCAAGCAAUCGCAGUCCUUUUUCCAUGCUGCACAGAAGAGAAUGGGCCCUUUGCUUUGCAGGACUGGAGUGCUUGAAGCACAGUGUUUCUUCCUCGCCGGGGUCUACCUGAUGGCAACAUUGCGCCCAAUGGAAGCUUGGAAAAUGUUCGUGCAGGCACUUGCUUGCUGCCAGGCGUUUUAUACCGGCAAAGGAUCACCAGGGGUCGAUCCAGAGGGGGAGCAGCGACUUAGGGAGAGUAUAUACUGGACUUGUUUCAAGUCCGAGCUGUAA
Messenger RNA from Exophiala aquamarina CBS 119918, 1149 nucleotides. RefSeq lists its product as uncharacterized. Gene Ontology annotation, molecular function: zinc ion binding; DNA-binding transcription factor activity, RNA polymerase II-specific. The transcript is spliced from 3 exons. The record is from RefSeq and is a predicted model, not a curated record. Lineage: Eukaryota; Fungi; Ascomycota; Eurotiomycetes; Chaetothyriales; Herpotrichiellaceae. Bases 1 to 1149 code for a protein of 382 amino acids. Gene Ontology annotation, biological process: regulation of DNA-templated transcription.